AUGAAGACGUUAUCUCUCCUUAUUCUUCUUCUACUUGUUGCCAAAGGAGCAUGUGAUGAUGUCAAAUAUAUCUCCAAGAGAAAUUCAGUGGAUGGUUGCAUAGACUGGUCGGUGGACUUGAAGGUGUACCAUGUGCUGGCUGGUGAGCCUGUUCGGGUCAAAUGUGCCUUGUUCUACAGCUACAUACGAACCAACUAUACCAUGGCCACUAAUGUCAAGCUGCGCCUCAUCUGGUACAAGAACAAAGGAGAUGCAGAGGAACCCAUCGUCUUCUCAGGUCAUAGACUGAGUAAAGAAGACGACUCCAUCUGGUUCAGAUCUGCUGAAUUGGAAGAUAAUGGAUUCUACACAUGUGUUCUAAGGAACUCAACAUACUGCAUGAAAGUGUCCAUGUCAAUGAUAGUAGACGAGAGUGAUGAGGGGAAGUGCUACAGCAGCAAAAUUCGCCGUCUGGAGAAAGCGGAGAUAACCCACAGCAAAAUGAUCAUCUGCCCUGACAUAGAAGACUAUUUGGCUCCUUACAAACAGCCACAGAUGACCUGGUACAAGGAGUGCAAGCAAGUAGAAUGGAGAAGCUCCCUUUUCAUUAACACCACCCAUAUUUGGAUUUCUGAGAUAGAGGAGGGUGAUGGGGGAAAUUACACCUGUGAGUUACAGUAUGGAUCCAGAGUGGUGCGAAGAACAACUCAACUCAAAGUUACAGCUCUGCAGACAACUCAACCUCCCAAGGUCCUUUUUCCUCCUGAAAGACAAGCCAGAGUGAUAGAAGCCACACCUGGUAUGCCUCUCUGCCUGGAUUGCAAGGCCUUUUUUGGCUACAGUGGAGACAAUCGGAGGCCUAUCAUCUACUGGAUGAAAGGAGAAAAGUUUAUUGAAGAACUUGCUGGACAUAUUAAAGAGAGUGAAGUCAGAAUCCUGAGGGAACAUUUAGGAGAGAUGGAGGUGGAGCUGUCUUUGACAUUUGAUGCUGUGGAGGAAGCAGAUCUGGCCAACUACACUUGUUACGUUGAGAACCACAUAGGGAGGCGCAGCGGGAGUGCUAUACUGCGGAAAAAAGACAUGUAUCGCCUGGAGUUGGCAGGUGGUCUCGGGGUCAUACUGCUGCUGCUGGGAGUCCUAACUGCUUUUUAUAAGUGUUUCAAUCUGGAGAUCAUGCUCUGCUACAGCCGACACUUUGGGAGUGAUGAAACUGAAGAUGACAACAAAGAGUAUGAUGCCUAUCUGUCCUACACUAAAGUGGACCUAGACUCUUUGGGCAGCAGGCCAAGCAGUGAUGAGGAAAUCUUUGCUCUGGAGAUUUUGCCGGAAGUUCUAGAGAAACAUUAUGGAUACAAACUGUUUAUACCAAACAGAGAUUUAAUCCCAAGCAGUACCCUCUUUGAGGACCUGGCACGCAGUGUGGAACAGAGUAGACGUCUGAUAAUUGUUUUGACUCCAGAGUUUGUCACCAAAAGAGGGUGGCGCAUUUUCCAGGUAGAGACGCGCCUCCACUCCAUGCUGGUAACCGGGCAGGUCAAGGUGAUCAUGAUUGAGUGUGCAAACCUGAAGAAUGUCAUGAACUACCAAGAGGUUGAAGCACUAAAACAUACAAUCAAGGUCUUAUCCAUCAUCAGUUGGAAAGGUCCUAAAAGCAAUGAGCUGUCCUCUAGGUUUUGGAAACAGGUGGUGUAUGAGAUGCCAGCUAAACGCCAGGAGACAUUGUCCAAAUGCCAGGUAAUGGACUCUGGUGAGCAGGGCCUAUUUGGUGACCUACAGACUACCGUGUCCACUAUUGCCAUGACAACCACCUCUGCCUCACUAGCACCCCCUAAUGAAAAUCAUCAUGGACAUCAUCAUAUUGCCUUGGCAACAGAGGUUCCAGACUACAACCAGAUGACCAUACCACUGAGACGGGCUCAUACAGCUACAGCAGCCCAGAUGCGGCAUUUCUACCACAGCUAUGAAUUCCAACUCCCAGAGCAUCCUUCUUCCAUGUCACCUCCGCUUCUAGCUGCCUCCACCAUGCAGUUCUCAACCCUAGGCCCUGGAGGACGUCAUGUCUAUUGCAACAUUCCUAUGGCACUGCUGAAUGGUCAGGGCUUCAAAGAAGUUCACUGGGGAACAAGAGAUGCCACAGAGCAGUACACUUGGGAAGAAACCAGAGCUGCACUUGAAGAGCACCUUCGCACCCCUCACCAGCAGAGAACUAAACUCUGA
Nematolebias whitei (Rio pearlfish) is the source of this 2196-nucleotide messenger RNA. It is a transcript of the gene il1rapl2, whose product is annotated as interleukin 1 receptor accessory protein-like 2. Gene Ontology annotation, biological process: signal transduction. NCBI's taxonomy places the organism in Eukaryota, Metazoa, Chordata, Actinopteri, Cyprinodontiformes, Rivulidae. The record is from RefSeq and is a predicted model, not a curated record. Bases 1 to 2196 code for a protein of 731 amino acids. The transcript is spliced from 18 exons.